This is a messenger RNA of Rhopilema esculentum, 3561 nucleotides long. Its product is annotated as doublesex- and mab-3-related transcription factor 3. Gene Ontology annotation, cellular component: nucleus. Lineage: Eukaryota; Metazoa; Cnidaria; Scyphozoa; Rhizostomeae; Rhizostomatidae. Gene Ontology annotation, biological process: sex differentiation; regulation of transcription by RNA polymerase II. The record is from RefSeq and is a predicted model, not a curated record. Gene Ontology annotation, molecular function: protein binding; RNA polymerase II cis-regulatory region sequence-specific DNA binding; DNA-binding transcription factor activity, RNA polymerase II-specific.
AUUUCGUGACGUCAUCACCCUUAUAGCUGACCUAUCGGAUUCAGUCGUUAAUAUAAUACUGUCUUCUUUCCUUAGCGUAUUCUUCAGUUUUCAAGAGGUCAACAUGAUUUGAUACUCUGUUGUAAUUCUUAGUUCGCCAAAUUUGAGGGAGCUUCUGUUUUUCAUCUAAUCACAUAAAAACAUGUGUUAUGAAAAAAUAUCAUGUGACGAUGCCUCAGAAUUGAUUUAUCAAGAUUCUUGCACUACGAUAGGCCUUCGAAAUUCUUUUACUCACACCACUUGUUUCAAAACUAUAUGACAUAUAAAUCAAAUUCCUAGAAAAUGUUUUAAGAAUCAUUAACGGAAAAAACAAAAGACUUCAACCGCAUAAUCAAUGUCCAUUUUGCCUAAGCUCUUUUUCAUUAUAAAAGAAUUUACGGUCGGUUUCCAUUGAAAUUUAAACGCCUAAGAUCCGGCCGAAGUCACAUUUCUCUACCGUAAAUAAUGCAAGUUUACAUAGAGAAUUAAAAAAUCAAGUUAAACUCAAUAAAGUUAUCUUGGUAGCAAACCAUCAAAGAAGAUUAUUCGUUGCUGAGUACACAUUUAUUAAGGAUUCAGGUGCCCAAAUUAAACCCAAUAACCAUUUAAUAAGUCAAUGUUGAUGCUCAUUUAACAGACUGGCAAAAUACAAAUCUACAGCGAAGCUCCAGCACCUGCUUGGGCAGAUAGGGGGUCACUAUCUUUUCUUAGCGAAUCGACUCUAAAUGAACAAAGCUCAUUAGGUAAGAAUUAAAAGUCAGGUGGCCCCUCCGGGUGCAUUUCAAAUCAUUCACAUUCAAAGUUGAGCGCAGGUUUGUAUUGAAAACGCGCAGGCGCUAUUGUUCUAUCUGACACAAGAGCUCUAAAUAGCUCGAAAUCUCAUUGUAUUGUAAAAGGAGCCACAUUUGCGAGAUAAAACACUUGAACAAGCCAAUCGAUUGGCAAUGAUUUCUUAAAUAUCUGCCGGGCGGAUAUCUCAUAUAGAUACAUGCUCGCAGGCUGUCAUAUGCGCAUCUGAAGGACAUCUCUCAAAAGACCGGGUCACAUUAGAAGCAAAGAGAACGAGGAAAAAUUCAAUUAACUGGAUAUCAUCGCGGAAAGAGUAUAAUAAAUUUUGUAUCCUGAAAAGAUUAAGAAGUAUUCUUCUUGCACUGGAGACAUUAUUUGGUUUUUAACUAAUUUUUGGAAACCUAGAAAGAAGUAGCUGUUGGUGGAUGAAAACUUGUUAGCUGAAGGUUCUUUGGCAGACAGUAUCCUUGAAGGCAACGCCUAGAAAGGAGUUGCAGGAGAAAUAAAGUCGCAGAACAGCAGAAAAGGAAUUGAGGCCAGAGACAGAAUGAGUGCACAGAGCAAAGAGACGGCAAUAAGCAACAGUGAAAAGAAGCGCUCGCCAAAAUGCGCUCGAUGCAGAAACCAUGGCUUUGAGUCAAAUCUAAAGGGACACAAAGGCUUCUGCCGUUGGAGAGAUUGCAUGUGCGCUAAAUGUCUUCUUAUUGUCGAGAGGCAAAGGGUGUUAGCGGCACAGGUUGCAUUAAGAAGACAACAGAUGCAUGAAUCAAAGCAGAGAGUUACUCCACUGCCAAGAGGAGACAUCUUCCCCGUCACAAGAACGUCUCCCUCACAUUCCCCAAGUCUGGAUGAGAAAGAAGACGAUGGUAAUGAAGGAGCUGUCUCUCCAAAUCCACGAUCAAGUCCAGGAUGCCCAAAACCGUCAGGGCCCAUAGCUGAAAAUACCCUUAGCACAAUGCAACAUGGUCGAGAAAUGCCUGCAGGAAUGCCCAUUUACCCUUCUAACAACACACCAGAUGGAGGUUACUACUACCGGAUAAACAGGUUUUUACCACGUCAUUUGGAGUCUGCAUUUCAGCCACCAGUAGGAGCCCCAGCUCCAUCCAGAGGCUAUCCAAUGAGCAACGAGAUGUACCCACCACGUCCCUCAUACUUUCAGUCAUGCUCAAGUGGACUAGGACCGAAAUCCUGUUGCCAUGACAGGCUUUGUAGUAUGAGACCUUGGUGCAGCCCUCCUUUUGAAUUGGAGCCUCGUCAUGAAAAAUCACAAGAACAGGCGUCUCGCGUUCUCAGGUCAAUGGAAUCAAGCGCAAUCAAAGUGAAUAAAAAGAAUCCAUUGGAGAUGCUAGCAAGACUCUUCCCUAAACAAUCGAUGCAGGCAUUGAAAAGAGUGCUAGAGUCGUGUCAAGGAGACCCUGUGUUCGCAAUUGAGCGAAUAUUGGAUCGGUAUCCAAGCGAAAUGGACAUUGACGAAUUGCCAGUCCCAGGAGGCAGGGAAAGGCAAAGGUCAUAUAGCGUAGACGAGGAGAUGAAGCCCCCGGAGAGAAGGUUACACGGCAUAAAUGACGAUCACCUCUCAAAGCUGGCAAUGGCUUAUGACAUACCUCUUUCUCUUGGGAAAUUGCAUCGAGAAGAUUACAAAAUGAAAGAACCCAAGUGGGAGCAAAAGAAUUCGCUUUCAAGCGAUUUCAAUGAUAACUCUCAACGAACUGAAUUUUGAUUCCACUUAAAAAAGCCACCAUUUGCUGACCUAACUAAAACAAAAUUAUUGUAAAUACUUAACAGAAACAGAAACAUUUAAAAAGCACAUGUGUAGAAUAUCUUUCAAAAUAAUGCACAACUAUACCCCUGAUACUUCUUGAAUAGGUUAAUGCCCUUUAAGAUGCAUAAAAAUCUCAAAUAUCAUUUAAUUGCAAUCAAAUUAUUUCUCGCACGUUUCUCAAUAAGAAUCUGCCGAGGGCCAUGCUUUUGAAAAGGGGACAGGUACAGCUCCUUUUCCCGUUUCCCCCUUUCCACUACUGCUAAUAAGUAUUGAAUAAAUAUCAACAUGGUUGUAUUGCCAUUAAAACGACUCUUUCCUCCUUCCCUUGGCACGAAUUUGUCAACAUACGCACGCUAGUACUCUUGCACAAAUGUUUGAUUUGCAUAAUAGAACGUAAACCAUAGAUAUAUGAUUCAAACAUACCUGUUUGGUUACAAACAUCAGUAUGAAUUUGCUUGCUUCUCGUUGACUUCUUACUUCUUUUGAAAUUUUGAGUGAACACAUAAUUUGAACCAACACACUUUUCAUUGACUUGAUUUUCCGUUAAUAAAUUAAUUGUUAAAUGCAUCCAUAUCAACCGGAGUCUUUUAGUUGACUGAUUCUUCUUGCGCAUUCGUGUGAUGUGAGAACUUCUCUAGAAACAAUAUUAGCUGAGAACCAAACGUUAAAUAUCGAUGAAUUUUCUCGUCUUACCUAACAAGGCACAGAAGCAUGACAAUGCUUUGAGCGGACAAUAGAAUUUCAAAUUGCAAUGGCUCUUGAUGGGGAGACAAGCAAGAAAAAGUUUUUUAAUGUGUGAGCAGCCCUCUUUACUGGAGUCGUCAAGAGCAUGCCGAUUGAACGAAAUUAUUAUUACGCAUGCUCUCUUGACUCCAGGACGGAGGGUUGCUUCAUUUGAAGGUUUUCGCUCGCUUGCCUGCCCAACCAAAGUACCGUUAUUUUCUCUACACAUCAUGUUGCAGAUUUUUGAAAGCAAGCGUUCUAGAAUUUCA